This is a messenger RNA of Dictyostelium purpureum, 963 nucleotides long. RefSeq lists its product as uncharacterized. Gene Ontology annotation, molecular function: electron transfer activity. The coding region runs from base 61 to 807 and encodes 248 amino acids. The transcript is spliced from 2 exons. Gene Ontology annotation, cellular component: cytosol. The record is from RefSeq and is a predicted model, not a curated record. Lineage: Eukaryota; Evosea; Eumycetozoa; Dictyosteliales; Dictyosteliaceae.
UUUAAAAAUAAUAAAUAUAAUAAUAGUAUUAAAUAAUAAUAUUGUUUAAAAUAUAAAAAAAUGAAAAUUUUAGUUCCAAUUAAACGUGUUGUCGAUUAUGCAGUUAAAAUUAGAGUAAAAUCAGAUAAAUCAGGCGUUGAAACCGCAAAUGUCAAGAUGAGUAUGAACCCAUUUGAUGAAAUUGCAGUUGAAGAAGCAAUUAGAUUAAAGGAAAAAGGUAUUGCUAAGGAAAUUGCUGCAGUUUCAAUGGGUCCAAAACAAUCACAAGAAACAAUUAGAACCGCAAUUGCAAUGGGUGCAGAUACUGGUAUUCAUGUUGAAACCGAUAAAGAACUCCAACCAUUAGCUGUUGCUAAACUUUUACAAAAAUUAGUCGAAACCGAAAAGCCACAAUUAAUUAUCCUCGGUAAACAAGCUAUUGAUGACGAUUGUAAUCAAACUGCUCAAAUGUUAGCUGGUUUAUUAAACUGGCCACAAGCCACUUUUGCCUCAAAGGUUGAUAUCAAAGAUGAUAAAGUUCAUGUCACUCGUGAAAUCGAUGGUGGUUUAGAAACUCUUUCAAUGAAAUUACCAGCUAUUGUUUCAUGCGAUUUAAGAUUAAAUGAACCAAGAUACGCCAAAUUACAAAAUAUCAUGAAAUCAAAGAAAGCUCAAUUAAAUGUUUUAACUCCAGAAAAAUUAGGUGUUGAUACUACCUCACAUCUUUCAACAGUUUCAGUUGAAGAACCACCAAAGAGAAAAGGUGGUGUUAAAGUUGAAAAUAUUGAUCAAGUUGUUGAAGGUCUUAAGAAAAAUGCUUUAAUAUAAAUAAAUAAAUAAAUAAAUAAAUAACUAAAUAAAUAACUAAACAAUAAUUUAUUAAAUAAUAAAUAAACAAAUAAAUUACUUUUUUUUUUUUAAAAAAAUGAGAAAAAACAAAUAAAAGAUAUAACAUAAAAAACAUUUUGGAAUGUUAUCCCCAAU